This is a messenger RNA of Pectinophora gossypiella (pink bollworm), 2304 nucleotides long. Its product is annotated as pyridoxal phosphate phosphatase PHOSPHO2-like. Bases 156 to 878 code for a protein of 240 amino acids. The transcript has 4 exons. NCBI's taxonomy places the organism in Eukaryota, Metazoa, Arthropoda, Insecta, Lepidoptera, Gelechiidae. The record is from RefSeq and is a predicted model, not a curated record. Gene Ontology annotation, molecular function: phosphatase activity.
GGAAUUUUCAUUGUUUUUUCAUUGCUGAAACAUGGGGAAACUCCGUUUGUAUAGGAAAAUUCGCCGCAGGGCGCGCGGCAUAUAAAGCUGUGACUCACACGCCUACACCUCAGUGCAGUUGCGACAGCAGUCCAUCGCGCGCGUAAUUCAAAAACAUGUCGCGCCUCGCUGUGUUUGAUUUCGAUCGAACGAUAGUAGACGAUGAUUCCGACGCCACAAUAAUAAAUAAACUGAGAGAAAAGAAGCCUCCUCCCGAAUUUGACUCAUCGAGCCACGACUGGACACCGUAUAUGAGUGAUGUAUUCGAGCAUGCGUUCACGUCAGGGUUCAGCCAGGAAGACAUCCUGGCCGCGAUCGCGUCCAUGAGACCGACAGCGGGGGUCGAGCAGCUGAUAAGCAGCCUGGCGACCGCCGGCUGGGACGUGCUGGUGCUCACAGACGCUAACUCCGUCUUCGUCAACCACUGGAUCAAGAUCCACAAUCUACAGGACGCAGUGACAUCAGUGAUAACGAACCGCGCGUUCUGGCAGAACGGGCGUCUAUACAUCGAGCCGUGUAUGCGUCAGAGCGCAUGCGCGCGCUGCCCCUCCAACCUGUGCAAGUCAGUAGCGCUGGCGCAGUGGUGCGCGCAGCGACCGCCCUACACCAGCAUAGUGUACAGCGGCGACGGAAGGAACGACUACUGUCCUGCUACUAAUCUGCCCCCGCAUGCGAUAGUUUUCCCCCGGCGAGGCUACCCCCUAGACGACAUGAUUAAGAAGACCCUGUCUACCCCCACACCGCAAGUGGCCGCGAAGGUGGUCCCCUGGGACGACUGCCACACCAUCAUCCGGGAACUCUUCCCGGAACAGUCGCACAUCAUUUGUCCGACCAAGUAGUGUUAGCUGAUGGUUUUUACACUUUACUUGUAAGGGUCGAACCACGUCUGUCAGCAUCGAUACUAUUGAUAGCUCAUUUGGAUCGAUAUACCUAAUAGAAUACAAUAACUAUUUAUUGCAUAUAAAAGAAACACCUUACAUAAACUGUCACAUACAGGAUAAUUAAAAAACAUAAUAAUGGGUUCUUACCACGUUUAAAUCAGGGAUAUGAGACUCCCGAUAUUUCGACACUGUUGCAAGUGCCAUGAUCACGGGAUGACUGAACUCUCUCAACUCUCUCUCAACGUCUGGGCGGUAACAACCCUUUAUUGGUGUUAAUUCCUGUAAAUACCAUCUAAUUUUAUAUUAAGUUAUAUCUGUCAUUUUCUUAUCCGCCGAAAAGGAAAGGGACGGGUAAUCGACGAGCAUACAAUUUAUGGAACACACGUCAAUUUUAAGCACAAAUCUAAACCAACCGUCUAAAAAUUUUACAUCCGUCAAUAACCCGACACAGUUAAGUAGACAGCACGUCAAACGGAUUGCAUACCAGCGACGUACCUUUUGAUUCGCCCGGGUUAUUCAUUCAUUCACUCAUUCUUCCUAAAAUUAAGAGCUGUGAAUCAUCCGUCCCUUUCCUUUUCGACGGAUAAGAAAAUGACAGGUAUAACUUAAAAUAAAAUUAGGCGGUGUCUACAGGAAUCGGGGCCAAUAACCGCGUAAACCUAAAACGAUGCACAUACAGGAUGUUACUGACACCUUAACGAAAACUUUGAAGGAUCAUUCAGACCAUGAUUCUGUGUUGAUAUCAAAUGGAAUUUUCCGUCGCAAAUAUCGAACUGAAAAUAACUAAAAAAGACAAUAAAAUUUUCAUGAAUUUUCCGACAGGAAUGCCGCUUGAUAUCAACUCAGAAUCAUGGUAUGAAUCAUUCCCCUCAGUAUUCGUUACGAUGUCACUUACACCCCGUUCAAGUACACACAGGUAGCCAUACAAGUAGGUAUGGGUGUUAGUGACACCGUAACGAAUACUGAGGGGGAUGAUUUAUAUUAUGAUUCUGAAUUGAUAUCAAGCGGAAAUUCCUGUCGGAAUAUUUUUGAAAAUUUAACUGUCUUUUUUUAGUUAUUUUCAGUCCCAUGUUGUGUUCUAAACUGCAUAGAACCCAGUAAUAAAAAACUAAAUUGCGACGCAGCAAACUCAAACGUCCCACUGCUGGGCACAGGCCUCCCCUCAAUCAGCCGGAGGGGGUAUGGAGUAUACUCCACGCUGCUCCACUGCUGGUUGGUGGAGUCAUGGGAAGUAUGUUUUGAUAUUAAGUAUACGAAACGUCGUCCUAAAUAGCCAAUUUUAGUGAAAAUAUUGUAUUUUAUAUUUUAAUUGUAAAUUAUUUUUUAUUCAACCUAGCUUAUUAUGUAACUUGUGAUGGAAAUUAUAUAAGUAUCUACCUCGUUA